Messenger RNA from Colletotrichum abscissum, 1365 nucleotides. RefSeq lists its product as uncharacterized. The record is from RefSeq and is a predicted model, not a curated record. Lineage: Eukaryota; Fungi; Ascomycota; Sordariomycetes; Glomerellales; Glomerellaceae. The transcript has 2 exons. The coding region runs from base 1 to 1365 and encodes 454 amino acids.
AUGUUCGGCAUCCUGGGCGCCCGCGACCGCAGCGACGGCACUGAGGAAUAUGCCUCGUUCGACGAGCUCUUCGCGGCGCUGAAGACGCGCAUGCAAAAAGAUGGGUACAAGGUCGUCAAGUCACGUACCCAUCGAAACAAGGUCGGCGGCACCUACGAGAAAGGAAGCGAGGUCGUCAGAUGUGAUCUCGUCUGCGAUCGUGGUGGCCAGCCUUACAAAUGCACAGCGACGCAGCUGAAGACAUCCACCAAGAAGACCAAUUGCCCUUGGAAGGCCAAAGCCGUCAAUCGUAAGACGCUGGGGAAAUGGAUCUUGACCAUCAUAUGCAGCGAACACAACCAUGAAGCGCGUACGCCCGACCCGCCGACCGAUGAGGAGGAUGCUGAUGCGGAGGGAGAUGCCGACGUCGUUCAGGACGUAUCAAUUGUUCCGGAAGUGCAAAACUCUGGUCCGGCGCCAGAUCCUACAACAGCUGCCCUCCUUCUCAUGGUGGGAGCCGCUCCCAACACGAUGCGACUUACCGGCGAGACCUUUCACAACUUCAAGUCCGAGUACCGCAAGAUGUCGAAACCUGAACGCCUGGGUAUACUAGCCCAGAUGCAACUGCGCAUCGCAGCCAUAUAUGCCGUCGAGAACGAGGAUAUGCAGAGACAAGAAAGGCAGGCUAGGCAGGAGAAGAAGCAUCAAGAGAUCGAAGAAAGUCGACGCAAAUCGCAAAGCACACAACAGCCGCAGCAGCAACAGCAGCAACAGCAGCAGCAGGUACCACAGCAACAACUACCACAACCACCGCCCCAGCAACAGCAACAGCACCAACAACAGCAACCCCCUCAACCGCAACAACAGCAGCAGCAUCAGCAAGUGCAACAUCAACAAUAUCAACAACAUCCCCAACAGCACCAGCAGCAACAAGUACAGAAUCAUAAUCUUGGCCACAAUCAUGGCCAUAACCACAAUCGGGUUCAGCAGCAGAUGAACCAGAUGUCCCGGGAUGGCAUGGCUGGUAUGCCUAAGCACCCGUUUGAGCAGACAACCCACGACGAGCACGCGCAGUAUAGAGAUCGGCAAGCUGAGAUCGAGGAGCGCAACCAGAGGACGAUGCAGAUGCGCGGGCAGCACCUUAACAACACCUUCCAGCAGCAGAAUGCUGUCCAACAGACGCCUAUUCCUGUGCCUCAAUUCGGCAUGCAGUCGGCGCAAGGUCAGCCGCAAGUGUUCCAUCAGUACACUGCGACUCCUACAAAUAAUGCAAUGUCAAAGGGAGCGUCAAGUGCCUCGCCGGCCACAAGCUCAAAGAGGCGUGGCCGGCCGAAGAAGACAGCUAUGGACCAGACACUCGACCCCAGCCUUCACAUGGGAAGAUAG